AUGUUCAUCGUUGCUCGUUUCUUCGCUGGCGCAGGCAGUUGGGGAUUCCUCGCCAUCACACCACUAUACUCUGCCGAAUUGGCGCCGCCAGGCCUUCGAGGCUUGAUGGUCGGAAUGAACGGUGUCAACAUCGCCCUUGGUUAUGCACUGGCAACCUAUAUGGGCCUCGCAUUCUACUAUGUCGAGAAUCCUUCAGCACAGUGGCGCGGUCCUCUAGGGAUCGCAUUGAUUUGGCCAGUACUCAUGGUUCUUGUUUGCUUCAUCCUGCCAGAGAGCCCUCGAUACCUCCUCAUGAAAGGGAGGGUUGAUGAAGCACGAGAAGUUGUGUUCAGACUCCACGCGAUCAAGGGCGACGUGGACAAUGAGUUCGCCAGAGAGGAGUUCUACCAGAUGUCCAAACAAGCCGAGCUCGAUAGAACCAUGGAUCCGGGGUGGCUCGAAAUGUUCCGACGACCCAGUUACCGCAAGCGAACUCUGAUGGCUAUGGGCUUCGCGUUUAUCGGACAGUCAACUGGCGUGCUUGUGCUCAACAACUACGGACCUACCAUCUACGCAGCGCUUGGUUAUGACACCCUUUACCAGCUCAUUUUCCAGUGUGGUUGGAUCUCAGUUGGCAUCUUCACCAACCUGCUUGGAGCUUUGGUGAUGGAUUGGACAGGUCGACGACCGCUGUUGAUGAUCGGUGUCGGCGGCUGCUGUGUGUCUCUCAUUUUAGAAGCAGCGAUGGUCAGCUCGUUUGCAGCCGAAGCAACAAACAAGGCUGGUCUCGAAAUGGGCGUUGCUGCAGCGUAUUUGUUCAUUGCAGUGUACGGGAUGGGAAUUGACGUAGCUGGCGUCGUGUUCUACAGUGAACUGUUUCCCAACCAUCUUCGUGCGAAAGGUAUUGCUCUGAGCAUCGGCACGAUCGCACUUACAGAUCUGGUGUACCUACAAGUUGCAGCCACGGCCUUCGCGAACAUCGGAUGGAAGUUCUAUCUCGUCUUCAUCAUCAUAUCGGGCUUGGGGACAUUUUUCGUCUAUUUCUUCCUUCCGGAAACAAAGAACAUUCCCCUCGAAGAGAUGGCCAAGCUGUUCGGUGAUGAGGUCGCGGUGUAUGCGGAAGACUUACACGUGGACCAGCGCACUCAUGAGCUUAUUGUCGAUGAGCAUGGCGUCGCGGACGGCGGACAAGUUCAUCGAGUCGCUACCGAAGCCGGAGGCCCGCUUAGACACCCUGCAGAACUCGAUACGGAGAAGGAGGGUAUUGCACACGCAGGUACCGUUGAACAUGUGGACUCUACAGCAGCUUCUAAGCACUGA
Molecule: messenger RNA, 1299 nt
Organism: Exophiala viscosa
Lineage: Eukaryota; Fungi; Ascomycota; Eurotiomycetes; Chaetothyriales; Herpotrichiellaceae
Product: general substrate transporter
Exons: 4
Coding region: 1-1299 (432 amino acids)
Biological process (GO): transmembrane transport; carbohydrate transport
Cellular component (GO): membrane
Molecular function (GO): carbohydrate:proton symporter activity
Source: RefSeq, a predicted model, not a curated record